Molecule: messenger RNA, 2988 nt
Organism: Zea mays
Lineage: Eukaryota; Viridiplantae; Streptophyta; Magnoliopsida; Poales; Poaceae
Product: Protein AUXIN SIGNALING F-BOX 3
Exons: 5
Coding region: 722-2443 (573 amino acids)
Biological process (GO): SCF-dependent proteasomal ubiquitin-dependent protein catabolic process
Cellular component (GO): SCF ubiquitin ligase complex
Molecular function (GO): protein binding
Source: RefSeq, a predicted model, not a curated record
AAUAAAGUUUGAAAUAUGGAGUGAGAGAGAUAGGCUGGUGGAGUAGUCGUCGCCACAUCCCGCUUCCCCCGUACGCCGUACCCCCGCAGCUCGCUCUCGCCUUCUCCUCCGGUUCCUGCUGCAACCUGCACUCCGUAGUCCGCCCUUUCUGCCCGCCGCCGGCCACUUCAAGACUACUCCCCGCCGCGUUACCUCCUCCUCGUCCUCCUGGGGUUACCCAGCUCUGUUCCCCUUUCAGGGAACGCCUUGAGAGGCGGGGCGGGUCCUUGGUCCGGAGGCGCGGCGACGGCGAGUGAUUUUUGUUCGCCAGAGGGAGAGUUUUUUUUUUCACCGGGUUUGGUGGGAAGUAAGGAGGCGGCCGCGAGUGGCGAGACGUUCACGGGUUAGAUCUGGCGGUACGGCGUCGCGGAUCUGAGCGAGGUUUCGGUGGAGCGAUCAGGAGGUGGUCACUAUCUUCGCCUCAUUUCGAGUAGUUUGGGCGCCUGUAGUUUGCCUGUUUCCUUUUCGGUGUCUGAUCAAGAAGAUGAUGUGCUCAGAGGGCUUCUAGUUGUUGCUGAUAUCUUGUCUUGUGUUGUAUCACCCGGAAGCUGGAAAGGAGCGCAUCACUCCUGCUCUCCCCUUUUACUCCUUGGUUACUUGGUAUUUCUUGGAUAUCCAGGCUGGAAGGGGUUAGAUCCAGUUCCUGCGGCCCUAGUAAUAAGGUGCACUUGGGGAAGGUGCCAUGACCUACUUCCCCGGUGAGGUGGUGGAGCACAUUUUCAGCUUCUUGCCGUCGCACAGCGACCGGAACACGGUCUCCCUUGUGUGCAAGUUGUGGUACGAUGUCGAGAGGCUGAGCCGACGAGGUGUGUUCGUGGGGAACUGCUACGCUGUGCUCCCUGAGCGUGUGGUGCUGCGAUUCCCCAAUGUAAAGGCGCUGACGGUGAAGGGGAAGCCUCACUUUGCGGACUUCAACCUUGUGCCGCCUGAUUGGGGUGGCUACGCGGGGCCAUGGAUUGAAGCAACAGCCAGGAGCUGCCUGAGUCUUGAGGAGCUGCGCAUGAAGCGGAUGGUUAUCUCUGAUGAGAACCUUGAACUGCUAGCUCGGACAUUCCCAAAAUUCAAAGUCCUCGUCCUUAUCAGCUGCGAGGGGUUUAGCACGGAUGGUCUAGCUGCCAUUGCCAAUCACUGCAAGCUCCUGAGGGAGUUAGAUUUGCAGGAAAAUGACGUGGAGGACCGUGGGCCCAGAUGGCUUUCCUUCCCUGAUUCCUGCACCUCAUUGGUUUCCUUGAAUUUCGCUUGCAUCAAAGGGGAAGUGAAUUCUGGUGCAUUGGAGAGACUUGUCGCUAAGUCUCCAAACCUACGCAGUUUGAGGUUGAAUCGCUCUGUUUCAGUUGACACACUCUCGAAGAUACUAGAGCGAACCCCAAAUUUGGAAGACUUGGGGACAGGUAAUUUGACAGAUGAGUUCCAAGCUGAGUCCUUUGUCAGACUUACUAGUGCUCUGGAGAAAUGCAAAAGGCUGAGGAAUUUGUCUGGAUUUUGGGAUGCUUCUCCUAUCUUUGUUCCGUUUAUCUAUCCACUCUGUCAUCAACUAACUGGCCUAAACUUGAGCUAUACUCCCACACUGGAUUAUUCUGAUCUGACUAAAAUGAUCAGCCGCUGUGUGAAACUCCAGCGUCUUUGGGUACUGGACUGCAUUUCAGACAAGGGUUUGCAGGUGGUGGCCUCUAGUUGCAAGGAUCUACAAGAACUCAGGGUGUUUCCAUCAGAAUUUAAUGUUGCUGGUGCUUUUACGGUGACAGAGGAGGGACUUGUUGCAAUAUCAUCAGGCUGCCCAAAACUGAGCUCUUUGCUGUAUUUUUGUCACCAGAUGACCAAUGAAGCACUAACUACUGUAGCCAAGAAUUGCCCAAGUUUCAUCAGAUUUAGACUCUGUAUCCUUGAGCCAAAGAAGCCGGAUGCCAUGACAGGCCAGCCGUUAGAUGAAGGCUUUGGUGCAAUUGUCCGUGACUGCAAAGGUCUAAGACGACUGUCAAUGUCAGGCCUUCUCACAGACAGGGUUUUCAUGUAUAUCAGAAUGUAUGCGAAAUACCUUGAGAUGCUUUCUAUAGCUUUUGCUGGAGAUGGUGAUAAGGGGAUGAUGGAUGUGAUGAACGGAUGCAAGAAUCUGAGGAAGCUUGAGAUUAGAGACAGUCCAUUUGGUGAUUUUGCACUCUUGGGAAAUGUUGCCAAAUAUGACACAAUGCGAUCCCUUUGGAUGUCAUCAUGCAAUGUCACAUUAAAGGGGUGCCAAGUCCUUGCAUCGAAGAUGCCGAUGCUCAAUGUGGAGAUCAUGAACGAACUAGAUGGAAGUAGUGAAAUGGAGAACCAUGGUAACCUCUCUAAAGUGGAUAAGUUAUAUGUUUACCGUACAACUGCUGGAGUGAGGGAUGAUGCACCAAAUUUUGUUCAAAUAUUAUAGAGCUAGCUGCAAUUACCUUGGUAUCUUCCCUUCCUACGAGCAUGCCUGGGACCAGGGCAACAGUGGUAAGUUCUUGAAUCGUCUCCCUUUUGCAGAAUCGGGAAAAGCCACACUGGUUUGUGCCCUUAUCCUGGAGCAACAUGGCCGGGAUUCAUCAUCAUCUCUGUACCAACUGCUCCCCUCUUCCAGUGUCUGGUCAUAUGGCCACCCAGGCCCUUUAUCGCCUUGUGCAUUCUCACUCGAGAGGAGGACAGAAUCAGAUGACUUUUUUUUUCUUCUUUUCACGCCAUGUAAUCUGUAGUGUACCUGUCUUCAUUUGCUUUUCACUUUGGCACGGUGGAUUGUGCUGUCGCGGUACUGUUCUAGUGUUUUGAUUCGUAAACCUGAGAACUGUCGGGACAUUCCGGUGACGAUGAUUUCUUUCUUGCUCCUGUGAAUGCAGUGUGUGUGCAAAUUUUAGGUUUAUACUACAUCUCUCCACGUAAAUUUGCUAGAUGUAGCCGACUACCCACGUAGCGGUUCAUUAAUGAUCUUGGUUUAAUUAA